This is a messenger RNA of Sphenostylis stenocarpa, 930 nucleotides long. Lineage: Eukaryota; Viridiplantae; Streptophyta; Magnoliopsida; Fabales; Fabaceae. The record is from the annotation of a GenBank genome assembly.
AUGAAGAACACUAACAGCAACACAAAAUUCAUCCUCCUCCAUCCAUAUAUCCAAAAACAAGGAACCUCAAACCGCCUAUGGCUUCUAGCAUUCAUAUCCUUCUUCACCCUGGCCUUCCUUGCAACCCUCAUUUACACCAGAGACACAACCUCAUCCACCAUUACCACUGCCUCUUCCACCACUUUAUCCACUUUCACCAACACCCCUUUACCUUCCUCCGUCAUCAACACCCUCCUUCACUAUGCAUCAAAAUCCAAUGACACAUACCACAUGCUCCACUCAGACCUCAAAACCAUCUCUGACGUGCUCCGAAAGUGCCCAUCACCAUGCAACUUCCUCAUCUUUGGCCUCACCCCAGAGACCCUCCUCUGGAAAGCCCUCAACUACAACGGAAGAACUGUUUUCAUCGAUGAAAACCGGUACUACGCCGCAUACUUCGAAGAAAAGCACCCCGAGAUCGAUGCCUAUGACGUGCAAUACACGACAAAAAGGAGCGAGAUGAAGGAGCUAAUUGCUUCAGCUAAAGAACAGGUGGGAAACGAGUGCAGGCCAGUGCAGAAUCUUCUGUUUUCUGAAUGCAAGUUAGGACUCAACGAUCUUCCCAACCACGUUUAUGAAGUGGAUUGGGAUGUGAUAUUGGUGGAUGGUCCAAGAGGUGACUGGCCCGACGCUCCCGGCAGAAUGUCUCCGAUCUUCACCGCCGGCGUGCUUGCCCGGAGCAAGAAGGGUGGGAACCCGAAGACGCAUGUUUUUGUGCAUGACUUCUCAGGGAAAGUGGAAAAGGUUUGUGGGAACGAGUUUCUGUGCAAGGAAAAUUUGGUGGAGACAACGCACUCUUUGGGACAUUAUGUGCUGGAAAAAAUGGACGAGAGUAGCGUCAAGUAUUGCAAGAAUCAUAACCACUCAUCAGGGUCUGCUUCUUCGUCUUAG